Equus quagga is the source of this 1931-nucleotide messenger RNA. It is a transcript of the gene PM20D1, whose product is annotated as peptidase M20 domain containing 1. Gene Ontology annotation, molecular function: hydrolase activity, acting on carbon-nitrogen (but not peptide) bonds, in linear amides. The coding region runs from base 51 to 1562 and encodes 503 amino acids. Gene Ontology annotation, biological process: amino acid metabolic process. NCBI's taxonomy places the organism in Eukaryota, Metazoa, Chordata, Mammalia, Perissodactyla, Equidae. The record is from RefSeq and is a predicted model, not a curated record. The transcript has 13 exons.
UCGUGCCAGACGUCGGCGGCGGCGCGGCGGCAGCGGGCCGGGAGAGAAGCAUGGCUCGGGGGUACGUCUGCGUGCUGGCCCUGGCGGCCGUGCUGCUGCUAGGUAUCGCCGCCGUCUCCAGAUCGAAGGGCCUGCGGGGCAAGGAGCCUCAGAGGGCGUCGCGAGUCCCUUCUGAGUUCAGCCAAGGGGAGCGCGUCGCGAUGAAGGAAGGACUGAAAGGUGCUAUCCAGAUUCCAACAGUGUCUUUCAGCCCCAACGAGUUCAACACGACAGCCCUGGCUGAGUUUGGAGAAUACAUCCAUGAAGUCUUUCCUACAGUUUUCAAAACCAGCUUUAUCCAGCAUGAAGUCGUGGGAGAGUACAGCCACCUGUUCACUGUCCAAGGCUCGGACCCCAACUUGCAGCCCUACAUGCUGCUGGCUCACAUUGACGUGGUGCCUGCCCCUGAUGAAGGCUGGGAGGUGCCCCCGUUCUCUGGGUUGGAGCGUGAUGGCUUCAUCUAUGGUCGAGGCACACUGGACAACAAGAACUCUGUCAUGGCAAUUCUGCAGGCCUUGGAGCUCCUGCUGAUCAGAAGCUACGUCCCCCGAAGGUCCUUCUUCAUUGCUCUGGGCCAUGAUGAAGAGGUGUCAGGGGCGAAUGGAGCUCAGAAGAUCUCAGCCCUGCUACAGGCGAGGGGCAUCCAGCUGGCCUUCAUCGUGGACGAGGGUAGCUUCAUCCUAGAUGGUCUCGUUCCCAACCUCAAGAAGCCCUUUGCCAUGGUUGCCGUCUCAGAGAAGGGUAUGCUUAACCUCGAGCUGCAAGUGAACAUGACUCCAGGCCACUCUUCAGCUCCUCCAGAGGAGACAAGCAUUGGCAUCCUCGCAGCUGCUGUCAGCCGACUGGAGCAGACGCCAAUGCCAAACAUGUUUGGAGGCGGGCCAUUGAAGAUGGCAUUGCAGCAGCUGGCAAAUGAGUUUCCCUUCCCUAUCAAUAUAGUGCUGAGCAACCUGUGGUUAUUUCGGCCCCUUGUAAGCAGGUUAAUGGAGAGGAAUAAGAUAACCAGCGCACUGGUCAGGACCACCACAGCAGUCACCAUGUUCAAGGCAGGGAUCAAGGUGAACGUCAUCCCCUCGGUGGCCCAGGCUACAGUCAACUUCCGGAUUCACCCUGCACAGACAGUCCAGCAGGUCCUAGAACUCGUCAAGAACAUUGUGGCUGAUGACAGGGUCCAGUUCCACGUGCUGAAUGCCGUUGACCCCCUGCCCAACAGCCCCUCUGACUCUCAGGCUUUCGGCUACCAGCUGCUCCGCCAGACCAUCCAGUCCGUCUUCCCGGAGGUCCACAUUGUUGUCCCAGGUAUUUGCAUUGGCAACACAGACAGCAGACACUAUACGAACCUUACCACUGGCAUCUACCGGUUCAACCCCGUCUACCUGCAGCCUCAGGGCUCCUAUGGCAUCCACGGACGCAAUGAGAAAAUCUCAGUCCAAGCCUAUGAGACCCAGGUGAAGUUCAUCUUUGAGUUUAUCCAGAAUGCUGACAGAGACUGGGUGCUGGUUCCUCACCAGCACGAACUGUAGGGUGGAGGAGCCAGCUGCAUUAGGGGUGCCUGAUGCUGAGUGAGGACCAACCCAAGGGGGAAGCCAAUGUUGAUGGAAGUUUUGGUCAAAACCACAUUGUAAUACAUCACCCAUCUGCCUUGCUGUCUCCUGAACUCACCCAAGAACUAGGCUGGGGAGUAGGGGGGCCAGCAUAUUUCUUCUUGCUGUACCUUCCUUUCCCUUCCUCCCCGCUUGGAUUAUCUAGCUGGCUCUUCAUCUCUCCUCUCCUGCCCCUGCAUCCCUCCCUUUAUCCUCCAAUUUAUUCUACAUCUGGAGCAGGACUUAGGCAAACUGUCAUACUACUAUAAUUACCACAACAGUUGGUCAAAUAAAGUGAUCUGUGCAGCA